AUGGACUCGGUCGCUCAUCGGCCAUGGGAGCCUGUAUCGUCGGGGCCCGCGACUCCCGCGGCCUCGGCUCAAACCCUGCCGUCUAUCUCAACCCUCACAGCCAAUAUGAACGGCGCAGGUCCGAACCCUCAGGACAAAUCACCGGGCAAUUCGUCAUUAAAUACCAUUGAGCGAGACUCGGGGAAUUGGUCUAUGCCGCAGAGUACAAGUAGGAGUUUGAGGUCCAGGGAUGUUCCAGUGACUGACUUUGGGCCAGGGUCUUCCACCUACUCGACCACAACCAAUGGGACCGGCAACAAUUAUCCUUCUCUGACCUUCCUGACCUCGACCUCUCAACCCUCACCCAACCGAGGCCACAUUGCGCCAGACCGGUCGCCAUACGGCCACGACCAAUCUACCACUCCCUCCUCCGCCGGCGCACAGCAACCCUCGCCCAAUUUCAACUCUUCGCAACACAAUUCCGCCCUGCCCUCCAUAAAUCAGAACUACGAUGCUUCCUCUCACCGUGGGAGUGUGGUCGAGAUCCCCGAGUCCAGGCGGAGCAGCGUCGACAGCCGCAUGAACCAGGGCAUCAGCUCGCUGGCCAUCAACCCGGCCUCGCCAUACCACAGCACAAAUGCCUCACAGUCCUCCAUCGUGUCCAAUCUCCAACGGGAACGGGGGAUCGCAACUGACAUGAACUCGUACCGGGGGCCCAGAUACUCUGGAGGAAGUCAACCACUGUCGCCCUUGGGACCUCGCGCGAACGACUAUCGAGGAUUCGCAGCUGGCCGAACUGCUCCAGCCAUCUCGUCCAACCCGCGAUCUGACAUUUAUAACGCCGAGGCGCCCACGGCCGGUAUGGCUUACGCUUUUCCUGACCCGGAUGUGGCACGAUCAAGUUCCAUUUCGUCUACUGAGAAGUCCAACCCACCUUUCUCACGAAAAGGCAGCACUGCAGAGUCUCUGAACAGCAUGUACUCGGAAUCGCACAUCUCCAGAGGACAGCAUGAACUCCCCCAGAAUGUACACCACCAUUCGUUGCAACACAAGCAAGUGCGAGAUCUAAUCGGGGAAGCGGAGGGCUCGGCAGCGAACACACCAUAUAGCCGGACUCCCGAAUUGCGUGUCACGCAUAAGCUGGCGGAGCGCAAGCGACGAAGCGAGAUGAAGGAUUGUUUCGAAAUGCUACGCAUGCGUCUCCCACAGCCCCAAAAUAACAAGUCCAGCAAAUGGGAGACCCUUUCCCGGGCGAUUGAUUAUAUCGCUGGUCUUGAGAAGAACAUCUCCGUGCUGCGGACGGAGAAUAAAGAGCUCCGCGCCCAAUUGCAGCAACAAGCCAAUGGGCAAUCUCGACCACCCUCAAUCUUCGAGCAUCAUCCCAUGUCUGCGACACCGACUAAUGGGCAGGCCCAGCCGGUGUUCUCGGGCUUUGGAAAUGGCUCCGUGGUUAACCAGGACCAACCUCGUACUCUCCCACCUCUGAUGAAUGGGUCGGUUGCUCCGAUGCAGGGCAUCCAGUAUACCGAUGAGCGACGGUAG
Molecule: messenger RNA, 1521 nt
Organism: Penicillium odoratum
Lineage: Eukaryota; Fungi; Ascomycota; Eurotiomycetes; Eurotiales; Aspergillaceae
Exons: 2
Coding region: 1-1521 (506 amino acids)
Biological process (GO): positive regulation of transcription by RNA polymerase II
Cellular component (GO): RNA polymerase II transcription regulator complex
Molecular function (GO): DNA-binding transcription factor activity; protein dimerization activity
Source: RefSeq, a predicted model, not a curated record